AGCGUAUUUGAGGAGUAAUGAAUAGUAACUUGGCCGUACUAGAUGUCAUAUGUCUAGCUAAAAAGAGUGGAGUUGCCUCGAUGUUCCUACAAGGAGUGAACCCACAUUAAUAUUGCCUCCACCUCCUUCAUAUUCACGCACUACACACUGAUGACACCUUCACUUUUAAGACGUACAUUUACUAAGAACUGAACGAAAAAAUGGGUAAAAGCAAGCAGCACAGCCACCGUUCGAAUCAGAACAAGGUGAAGAAGGCGCAUAACCGCAAGAAGAACGCGGGACCGAAUCAACCAACUUCUCAGAUUUUGGCUACGACUACCGGAAAAGCUGCCAAGAAAGCAGCUCUCGCAGCCUCUAGUGCAACAGGAUCAGGUGGAAAUAAGAACAAAACAAAAGGAGCAAACAAGGUUGUCGCGCCACCGAAGUUGGUGGCCUUCAUCGCGCUCCAUGACUCAGCGAAUCCGUACCUGCUGAAAUCCCAGUGCCUGGCAAAAUUGGGACAUGCGACACCGACAGAACAUCUGCCUUACAGUCCUGUGACUGUUACUUUGCCACCAUGGGCACAACCGAGUGGGAAAGGUAUUCUACUUAAGGAAUGUGAAAAGGUAUUCUUAAGGCAAAACAUGUUGAUCUCAUUUUUUUCAUCGUCAACUCCAAUAAUAUUAUAGGAUGAAAAAAACGCAUCGAUCUCUGAUCACUUCUCCACACCUCCACUCACUUCCCUGCUUCCCCGCCACUCCGUAUAGUUGACCAGAAAUCUUCUUCAGGUACCCAAAGUAAUCGCAUUACGCUGUUGGAUGUGGCAAGCCGAGACAAAUUCCAUGUCCUGGACGCCGCGAAAGUUGCCGAUGUGGUUGUCCUUUGCAUGGGGCCAAACGGGUCCCUUGACAACCGACCCUUUGACGACAUUGGCUAUGAGACUUUGUCCUGCCUAAAGAGUCAAGGCAUUCCCACAGUGGUUGGUGCGAUUCAGGGUCUGGACAAGGCCACGUGCAAUGCGGCAGCGGCAGGAGGAGGCUCUAGUUCCAGUACAAGUAGUAGCGCGUCUUCUAACACAGCCAGUAGUUCCUAUCAAACGAUGGUGAGUCAACUUUUUUCUCAUGAAGUCGCAGCUCCUGCUUUUUCCCAAGUAGCUUCGGAUAAUGUAAUGACGACCGCUGAUGGUACCACGAUGAGCAAGAAGCAGCGAUUAGCAACGGCGAAAUUGAUCCAGCGAUUUUUUGAAUCCGAAUUUUCAACGGAGGAGCGCAUCUUCGAUGCAGACUCUGAAAUGGUGAAUAUGCUGAGACAUAUCAGCAACACGCAGCCAAAGGACGUGGCCUUUAGAAGAGACCGUGGCUAUUUCAUGGUCGAGCAAGCUGAGAUCAUCAACUCCUCAGCUGCUAGUGCUACACCUACACUCCUACCACAGGACAACCAAGUAGUAGGAGAAAAUAUGUCUUUGAAGCUGUCCGGCUAUUUGCGUGGCGCGGGCAUCUGUACGAAAAAUUUGAUUCACAUCUCGGGAGUGGGCGACUUCCCUAUUCAAGAAAUCGCUGUCAUGGACAAGCGCGGCGGCAGAGUUCUAAGAACCGUAGAGGGACGUUGUUCUAGUAGUGAUGGAGAACCAGAACCUUCGCCGUCCUUAACGAGAUUGCGGCCCUAUGACCCGUCACAAAAUGAACAGCACAUCGGACAAGAAGAUGAAGAAAUGGAAGGAGGUAUCUACUAUAUAUAAUCAAGCAGUCAAUAUUUAUAAGAAUAUCUUCAAAGGUUUGUUGUGAUUCCCAAGCUUAAGCUUUCUUAACUUGUAGAGCCUUUGAUUUGACAACUAGACUAGUAAUUUCAAGUCGGGAAAAACCUAGGCCUAAAUCGUUCGUUCAAGUAGAACAAUUCCGCAGCAACAGUUUUCGCGGUUUUUUCUGCGGCAGGAACGCUGUCAGUGCUGCUCGAAGAGAAAAGGGGGCCAACCUCUUGCGGGGUAUGGUCUCCAAUCUUUCGGUGGGUGUGGUAUUGGAUCUGGGUGCCCGCAAAGUAUUUCGGCACGUUUUUCGUGCAAAGCAUGACGGCGAUGCGGUAGCCAGAAUUGCCGUCGGCCGGCCCUGGCCGCGCGCACCCGGGGGCGCGGUUACACAUGUGCGCCGAGGAAGCGAGCCAAGCCCAGGACCCGACGCGCAUACGCGACCGGCGUCGCCGUCCGAUGGAACGGCCGCCAGUCGCCAAGGUGAAACGCGUCAAAUCCGUGCCCUGCUACCGCUGCCAAGUGGGACGCGGGUCCGGAUAGCCCUGACUGCUUCAGACCGGGCGAGGCUGCGCGUCCCUGGGUACCCUCUCACGACUUGCAUGCGUGGCCCAUCGCCACGAAUUGGCCACCGAGUUGACAGCAGUGAAGGCCCAGGCGUGUCCUUUGGGCGGAAUGGCAGCGCGCUUCCUCAACAGUGCCACAAGGAGCGCACCUGCGCGGGCAGGCGAUUGGCUUGGUUGCUGGGUAUAACGCUCAAGCUCAUACAGAUGAAAGCUUGCCAGCUAUUCGCUUCACUAGACUCGGUGCCCAAGGUGCGGCGCCUCGUGUGUGAUUGGAUUGCCGGGCACCGCAUUGCGCGCACUUUUUGACUACGAGGCCCAGGGCGCACCCCCUGCGCCCGUGGGAUGUGCUGACAAUGGUAACGGGGUGACUGUGCAGGCAGCUGCUGAGGAACGGACAGCAAUCCAUGGCCAAGAAGCUCGCGCCUUCGCUUUUCAUCUCGGUGGCGCAUGCGCUCGCGGGUGCUCUCUUUCUGAAAGCCGGGGCUGGUCAGGCGAUAGCCCAGGACGGUCUCUAUGUAUUUGGUCCAGCAGUCCGCGCUGACUAUUACACUUCUGCCGUGGCCUUCAUCCAGGCGCAACCCUGUGGGGGCGCGGGCAUGUUUAUGCAAGCCCUCCCGAACCAUACUGCUUCAGCCGCCUACUCCUGUUGUUUAACUAAAGCGCUUCUUUGGGAUUUAGUCGGGGAGGAAAAGCGGGGCGCCUUGUCAGAACUUGCCCGCAGAGACUCGGCCAGCGCAGGCGUCCUCCGCUCCCUCGAGUUCUCUCGGGUGGGCUUUGGGCGUGCAUUGCGGUCGCUACAGGGGGAGGGACUGUUGUGAAUAUGCCGAAGCGCAUCCAUGAAGAUGAAGAAGAUGACGACAGAAGUAAAGCAGUGCACUCCGUGAGGAAGGUGCAAGCUGUUCCAAGUUCAAGGCCCAGGCUGUUGCUGUACUCUGCAAGUUUCUGCGGCAGAAGAAGCGCAAAGAUAUCAGAAAGCGAGGGCAAACGCGUGAAGAAGUGAGCAAGAACAUACAAACAACUCCAACACAUGAGCAACAGCAUGGCAGUGGAACGCUAUAGGCCUUGAGUCAGUGGCAAGCUUUGCGUGCACACGUAUAAGCUAACAAGCGCGCACCCAAGACCAAGAACUGCAGCCGCUGCAGAUUAUUGGCCUACCAAACAAGAAAGCGCAAACAAAUACAAACUGCGCGCCCGUGUCUUCCUCGUUCCUUCGUUCUCCGCGUGAUAGCUCUGCUCCCGCAGAGUUAUGGGCCCAAAUUCGUAACGCAGGUUCUUGGGCUCAGUAUCUUGCUACUCCGGAAGGAGCUGGGGACUGCCAGCGAACAAGCAGCAGCAGCAGGAGGAGGCCGCCGCGCUUCGCACGGUUACAAGAUAGGCCAAAGCGAAUCAUAGUGAAUAUCUUCAGGGUUGUGCUGAGUGCACCGAUGAAAAAGAAGAAGCGCCGAGCUCCAUGAUGAUGGCGGGGAGCAGCGUGCGGAUUGUCUUUGGCUCUGACACGGCUGAGCUCGUAGCAUAUUCGUCCUCUUUAUAUCGGUUGAAGGGCAGAACGCAAAAACGAAGAACGGGGCCCAACUGAUAAGGGCCGCCCAUUUCUAAAAAGCAACGAAAGAACGAAGCGCGACAAGAAAAAUGCGCAAUGGCGUCCGUGCCUUCCUCGUUCGUUCUCCGCGUGACCGCGCAGCGGGCUGUGGCGUCCGUUUUGGGUGCCACGAGGUUCAAGCGCGUGGCAGAGGGUGGCUUGCUCCCCACGGUGUGCCCUUUUGUGGGGAUGCGGCUGCCUCUUGGUGAGCCUACCAGGCUCCGCCUGUGCCAGUGCUUGGGUGGGAUAUGGUUCCGCGCUUCUCACUCCCCCGGACUCCGGCCCACUUCUGCCUUGGUGCCUCUUCACCGCCGUCAUCCUCGACUUGGUUGCCUUCGAGCAGUCUGGCUGCCGCUGUGAGGUCCGCAGACUCUACCGCAGUGGCUGUGGCGCUGCAACCUUAAGCCGGCCCUUUGAGUGCGACGUAGUUUGCUGCCUCGGCCCGGGUGCUGCGCCCUUGUGGCCUUCCUGGGGCGUGAGUGCUCUGGGUGAGCUCGCCUCUGCCUCGCGCUUCCUUGUCAGUGUUAUGGCGAGCUAUUCUUGCGGACUAACUGGGCCCCGCAUGUGGCUCCCGGGCUGCGUGAUGUUGGAGGGCCGCCAGGCUUCCUAUAUUAACUAACUAACUAACUGACUAACUCACUAACGCACUCACUAACUAACUAACUAACUAGCUAACGAAGAUCAUCGAGAGAAAGUAUACUACAGUAGACGGCUGGCCAAAUAAGCCGACACUUGCUUAGUUUGUGACUCAAGAAUAGUGGUUUUUCUGGUAGAAGAUGAUAAUUCCUCCAGAUUGUUCAGAUCGUGAUCCCCAUAUUUAUUUUCUUUUCCCUAAACUCCAUCAGGCAUGAACGACAUUGGCGACACGGUGAUCCCCGAUGCUCCUGAAAGUGCGCAGCUUUUGAGCGCCAAUUUUCCUAAAGCGAACAACAACCAAGACGACGACCAGGACAGCAACUUCUCGUUCUCUGACUUGAAUGAAGAGCUUUUUCGCUAUGCUGAAGAGUGUCCAACUAAAAAAAGUGUGGAAUUUGAGCAACGAGCCUUAGAAGAUCUCGAAUUUCCUGACGAAGUGGACACACCUCUGCCUCCAGCUGAAGCAUCAACGCGCUAUCAGAAAUAUAGGGGUCUGAGGUCCCUGAAAACGAGUCAUUGGGAUAGGUAUGAAGAGUUGCCUUUGGAAUACAGUAGAAUUUGGGAAUUUGAGGGUUUCAAAAGCUGCGCGAACGCAGCAAGGCAACAGCAACGCGACAACGUGGAAGAAGAAUUGGGAGAGGACGAAGUUCUGGUGGGUCGUUACGUCGUUGUCACGUUGGGAAAGAUGACGGAAGAUGGGCUUUUGAGGUUGCAGCAGCUGAAUAUGGUGAAAGUGUCAUCCUCUACUUCUGCGACAACUUGCUCUGCCGGACAACAAGAGACGAAACUAGUAGACGUGCAAGGUCCCGUUGUGGUUUCUUCUCUCUUUGAGCAUGAGCACCUGGUUUCCGUCAUGCACUUGCAGGUGCACAGAUGUACUGCUGGCACAGAUUCUUUGACUGGCGAAAAAACCCUCGAUCGCAGUGUGAAAAGCAAGACGGAAGUCGAGUUUCACUGCGGUUUCAGACGGUUUCUAGCAAAGCCAAUUUUCUCGCAGCUCCCGAAAAAAUCUUCCGCAGAGAAGGACAAGCAUUUGUACCAACGAUAUCUGCAUCCGGGACAGAGCUGCGUGGCCAGCAUUUACGCACCGAUCUUGUUUCCGCCAUGCACUGUGCUCAUGUUCGAACCCACAGCGGGAGCUAUCGACAAAGCCUUCGAGGAAGCCGAAAAUACUGGUGAAAAGGCAGCAAUCGCAGACAAGAACAACAGCACUUCCUCUACUAAGGCAGCAAUCGCAGACAAGAACACUACAACAGGCGAAGGAGCAAGAGAAUCGUGUGCGAGCACUUCCUCAAGUAGCACAACUUUAGCUCACAUGAUGGAAACGGAGGAGGUCUCUUGUGGAACAGAGCAGUCUUCGACAAGUAAGACUAAGUCCAUGCCCUGCAUAACAACCAAUAUUUCUGCCAUCCCCUCUUGGACCGAAGCAGGCAGGAAAAACCUCCUUGGCUGGGGUGAAGUGAUUGACGCCAACCCCAAAAAGAUCAUCGUGAAGCGGUCGAUCUUAACUGGGUAUCCGUUCCGAGUUCACAAGAACAAAGCGGUGGUGCGGCACAUGUUCUUCCGACCUGACGACAUCCGCUGGUUCAGACCAGUGGAACUGCGAACGAAGCACGGGCUGCGAGGGAACAUCAAGGAGAGCUUGGGCACCCAUGGCUACAUGAAGUGCGUCUUUGGCGAUAGGAUAAAGCAAAACGACACCAUAUGCAUGGACUUGUACAAGAGGCAAUUCCCGAAGUGGUAUCCGCCAACGUGGGGAGGGAAGGAAGAACAUGGACCGGACUCAUUAGCUUUGGGUUGAAGGACGUGGCUUUUUAGGUUGAAGAAGGACGUGGCUUUUAUUGAAUUUGAAUUACUUGCGCACACAUACUACACAACAUCCAUGGUUGGUGUACAUGUUUUUGAUUGAUGGAUCUCGAUCUUCAUAUUUUUCAUUUGACGAAGUAAAUGCAAGUCGACGUUCUUGUAUUGAGACGUAAAAUACACCUCAUUUUU
Amoebophrya sp. A25 is the source of this 6496-nucleotide messenger RNA. The record is from the annotation of a GenBank genome assembly. NCBI's taxonomy places the organism in Eukaryota, Dinophyceae, Syndiniales, Amoebophryaceae.